AUGAGCUCGUCAAAUGGCCAGCAUCGACGGGCCGGCUCGCUCGACCCUUUCUCCCAUCCAGACGUCUACUACGGCGACGAUGAGGCCAUCGCCCGCAUCAAAGACCGCCGCCGUGCGUUUUCGUCGACCUUGAAGUCCUUCAAUCGCCAGGAUAUCCAAGACAUUUUAGGCGGUAAAACGACUCGCAGAGGCAGUCAUGACGAAGUGCCCGCACAGCCCCGCAAGUUCCUGAUCGAUGUCAACGAGACCCUGCAAGCCCUCCUAGACAGGGAAGAUACGGACAAGAACAUGCAGAUUACCAUUGAGGAUGUCGGCCCCAAGGUGCUUUCCGUGGGAACAGAUGCCUCAUCGGGAUACAACAAGUUCGACGUUCGCGGAACAUACAUGCUGUCCAACCUCCUGCAGGAGCUCACCAUCGCUCAAGACUACGGCCGAAAGGUGAUCGUCUUGGAUGAGGCUCGCCUGAGUGAAAACCCCGUAUCGCGCCUCUCUCGACUGAUCAAGAACUCAUUCUGGAAUGCUUUGACUCGCCGAAUCGACGGUUCGAACAUCGAGAUUGCUGGUCGCGACCCAAAGGAUUGGACUGAUGACCCGCGUCCGCGCAUCUAUAUUCCUCCAGGCGCCCCCGAGCAACUGGAGUACUAUCGGGGUAUUGCAGAGUCCCAUCCGGAGCUUCGAUUGGACGUGCAGGUCCUGGACUCGAAUAUUACCCCGGAGUAUGUCACUAAUCUCAACCAUAAGCCCGGGCUCCUCGCCUUGGCCAUGAACAAGACAUACAACGAAUCCACCAAGAAAACCGAGUAUUCCGGGGUGCCUUUUGUGGUACCGGGAGGCCGGUUCAAUGAGCUCUAUGGCUGGGAUAGUUAUAUGGAAUCGCUUGGCCUGCUGGUCAGCAACCGGGUCGACCUGGCGAAGUCCAUGGUGAUCAAUUUCUGCUUCUGCAUCAAACACUAUGGCAAGAUUCUCAACGCGAAUCGAUCCUAUUACCUGUUGCGGUCUCAGCCUCCGUUCUUGACCGAUAUGGCCCUCCGCGUAUACGAACGGAUCAAGGGUGAGCCUGACGCCCUCGAGUUCCUUCGAAAUGCAACUCUUGCUGCCAUCAAGGAGUAUUACAGUGUUUGGACGGCAGAGCCCCGAUUUGACCCCGUUUCCGGGCUGUCUCGGUAUCGCCCUGAGGGGUUGGGUGUUCCCCCCGAGACCGAGCCCACUCACUUCCUUCAUAUUCUUACCCCCUACGCCGAGAAGCACGGCAUGUCGUUCGAGGAGUUUGUCCAAGCAUACAAUACUGGCAAAGUCAAAGAACCGGAAUUAGACGAAUACUUCUUGCAUGACCGGGCGGUUCGAGAGUCGGGUCACGAUACCAGCUACCGCCUGGAGAGAGUGUGUGCCAACCUGGCGACGGUAGACUUGAACUCCCUUCUGUUCAAAUAUGAAGUCGAUAUUGCUCGCAUCAUUCGUACUUAUUUCAAGGACCGGCUGGACAUCCCGCAUGAGUUCAGGACCCCCGCGUCCAAAGAUAUCUCCACCGAGUCGUCUUCCGUCUGGGACCGACGCGCGCGGAGACGGAAGAUGCGGAUGGAUACCUACCUGUGGGAUGCGGAGAAGGGCAUGUACUUUGACUACGACACCGUGAAGCAGGAGCGGACCUCGUACGAGAGCGCGACGACGUUCUGGGCCAUGUGGGCCGGCCUGGCGACCCCCGGACAAGCUGCCGAGAUGGUCAAGAAGGCUCUGCCUCGAUUCGAAGUCUUUGGCGGGCUGGUCUCCGGAACGGAGGAGUCGCGCGGCGUGGUUGGUUUGGACCGGCCGAAUCGUCAGUGGGAUUACCCCUAUGGAUGGGCUCCUCAGCAGAUGCUGGCCUGGACCGGAUUCCUGCGGUACGGAUACCAGGAGGAAGCCGAACGGUUGGCAUACAAAUGGCUGUACAUGAUCACGAAGGCCUUUGUUGACUUUAACGGAGUGGUGGUGGAAAAGUAUGACGUGACCCGGCCGAUCGACCCUCAUCGGGUGGAUGCCGAGUACGGCAAUCAAGGCGUCGAUUUCAAGGGCGCGCCUCGGGAAGGAUUUGGCUGGGUUAACGCCAGUUUUGUGUAUGGGCUGGAAAUCCUGAAUGCGCACCAACGACGUGCUCUUGGCACGAUCACUCCCUACGAUACCUACAUGAAGGCCAUUGCGGCACAGGAGGAUGUCUUUUGA
Molecule: messenger RNA, 2196 nt
Organism: Aspergillus terreus NIH2624
Lineage: Eukaryota; Fungi; Ascomycota; Eurotiomycetes; Eurotiales; Aspergillaceae
Product: alpha,alpha-trehalase
Exons: 5
Coding region: 1-2196 (731 amino acids)
Biological process (GO): trehalose catabolic process
Cellular component (GO): cytoplasm
Molecular function (GO): calcium ion binding; alpha,alpha-trehalase activity
Source: RefSeq, a predicted model, not a curated record